CGCCUUUUCCAUAUCAAAUAAAAGCCAACAGUUACAAUAUAAUAUGAAGCAAAAGGCUGAAGUUUAACAUUAGCAGAGUAAGCAAUAAAUAUCUCAACUGCAUAGAGAACCAAUAUCCAGAGGCAUUUCAAUAUGAAGACCGACAUGAAGUUCAGGAUUUACUUCAUCAUAAUAAUUUCAACUUGCAUAAUUUUGUUCAUGUUAGCCAUAAGGAAUACUUCAAAUGAUGUACAAGUUGAUACAAGGAGUCAAAAAUGUCAAAAACUAUGUACAGUAAAAUACGACAUUGCCAAAGGCUAUCCACCAGUUGCUAAUUCUGGAUUAUAUGGAGAUUAUCUAUGUCCAACGAUGUUUCGAGAUAUGUCUGAUUAUGUCUUUGGUUGGCCAUUUAGCCAUUUUCACGAAGUUGUCAAUGUACCAGACUUGAGCGAAGUUCUCGACUGCCUGCCACCUGUUCCAAUAUUGUUCUCUAAAGGUGACCCGAAAAUAGUAAGGAAUUUCAGUAAGGAACUAGGAGACUAUGUAAAACCUGGAUUUAUUCUCUUAACGGGACAGACUGAUUACCCUAGCCCAGGAAAGAAUAAAAAAUUACUGGAUAAUCCAAAUAUACUGAGAUGGUAUGGACCGAACCCUGGUAUAACUCAUCCAAAAUUCCAUCCAUUUCCUCUGGGAUUACAAUGUUUUGAACAUGCCCAGGGGAUGCUAAAAUUCCACAACAAAUAUGGAGAAAACAUCAAAGAUAAACUACAAAAUAAUAGGAAACGUAUGGAAAAUGGAGAUCUCCAAAAAUUAGCUGUACUUAACUUUGGUGAAACACAUCCUAUUCGGCGAACAGUUAAGACCCAACUGUGUAAUGAAAAACAUCCUUAUAUAGAAUGCCAGAAUAAAUUAUGGACCAACAAUGUGACAGAAGAGAAUGGAAGGCUCAGUCUGCUUUACGAGAGUCUGUCCAAGUAUCCAUUUUGGGUAGCACCCAGGGGCAAUGGGCUUGAUACCCACAGGAUCUGGGAGGCCUUAUAUGUGGGCUCUAUACCUAUUGUUCAAAGGUCUUUACUGGAUCCAUUAUUUAAAGACCUACCUGUACUUCUAAUUGACAACUAUGAAGAUCUUACAGAAAAACAACUAAAAGAUACAUUAAUCAAAUUUUCAGAAAUGGAUAUCGAUACCAAGACACUUUACAAAAAUUACUGGAGGGCAGAUAUAGAAAAGUUUAGAUCUGAAAUGAUCAAAAAAUACAACCUUGCAGAUUCUGCGAGAUUUAGAUGUUGGGGAACUUAAACCUGCACAUCGCUCCAAAACGCAAUAUGUUGACAUAUAUUGUUUUUACAUUUUCAAGCUCUAAUAUAAAGUUUAUGUAAAUAAAAAUUGUUUUUUCUGCGUAAUAUCAAAGAACAAUCAUUUAGUUUAAAAAAUAAAAAGGCAAUGCAGGAUUCGAACACGGGCCUCCCGCGUGCUCAGCGAGGAUUCUACCGCUACACCACCGUAUUAUUAUGAA
Molecule: messenger RNA, 1495 nt
Organism: Owenia fusiformis
Lineage: Eukaryota; Metazoa; Annelida; Polychaeta; Sabellida; Oweniidae
Source: the annotation of a GenBank genome assembly